AUGGACGCUUUUACGAAUAAAAAAAACGAGCGUAUUACUUUGGCUAGCAAAGUCAUGGAACAUUUACCUCUUAGCAUUCAGCUGCUAUUCUCUAUGCUGCAAGGACCAUAUAAAGAAUCAGUGAUUUAUUCCAUCAAGAAAUCUUUAGAAAACAUCAGUGAGAUACGGUUUGUUGAUCACCAGGAUACUGAAGAUAGUGAGAUUGAUCUUCGUUCUGAUGCUUUCAAGAUCUUCAGACAGUUUUUGCUAGACGAUAGGAGAUAUGAGAGCUUUAGGUUUGAGGAGGUUUACAUUUCAGAAUAUGAUGAUAUUGUGAAACUCAGCUGCUGGAAGAGGCUGAAAAUAGAUCUCUCGAGAAUCAAACAAUUUUCGCACGUUUGGAACAAGGUGUCAACCCUUGUGAUUGACAGUGAUACAAAGAUGGAUGUAAUUGAGAGCUAUGAUUUAUCAUGCAUAUUGCAGCUUGAAAUUGUUGGACCAUCAAUUUCUUUUACAUACAUUCAGAGGAUACUAGAAUUUUGCACCAGUAUUCGAAGACUGGUUUACAAAGAUCUUGUAUUGGAUGAGGCAUCAAAAGGUGACGUUGUUCUAUGUCCAAAUAAUGGAGAGACAGAAUUCAACUUGCUCCUCAAUAGCUCUACCAAUAUUGAAUUCUUGAAUGAGAUUGGUAUGCGCAACGUCAAAAACUUCAACCUCACUAUGACUGACAAAAACUCCAGAAUCUUUGAUAUGAAUCAGCAUUUAGCCUGUUUGGCUUCAGUCCAGACAAUAACUGUUAAUUCUUUAUUGAAUCUAUCUUAUCUGCCUAUAACUUUCGACUCUGUGAGCUCAAAAGUGCAGUAUCUGAAUUUUUCACAUUGUGAGCUUGAAAACUGCGACUUCUCGCCUUUAUCUCGACUGAAGGAACUGGUUUUACUAGACUGCAUAAUCGAUUCAAAGCAAUUAAACACUUUAAGGAAUCUAUCUCAAAUUUCCUCUUUGAUACUCAUCAAUUGCAAGAUAAACUGGAAUCACUUUUGGGAGCUUCCUCCAAAUUUGGUCAGCAUCGUCCUUCACAAUAAUGACUACGAAGCUUGCAAAGAUCUGAUCUUUUUGAGUCAAAGUCAAAAGAGCAACAACGAAGUGAAGUGUUACAGGCGGACUUUUAGCAUUGACGUGAAUUCUGUUAAAUUCCAAAUUAACUGCCCAUUGGACAGCAUCUUAUCAAUGGCAAAAUUCGACACAGUCAAUAUGAAAAUGCCACAAGUCGAUUCAGCUGAAAUCGAGCUGGUUUCGAUCCCAAACUUCAACGGCUUUGAUUUCAGCCUUUUCGAUUUUGGAGAUGUUGAAGUUUCCAACAUGGUCAUCAAAUUAUAUUCAUUCGGUAACGUUUUCCAUAAACCAAGAAACGUUCCAGCGACUCUUCGCUGUGAGUACAAGUAUUACAAUUUCAAUUUGAUAGAUUUCACCGGACUCAAGCGAUCAAUGGACUCAAAAUCUGAAUUGGAAUUUGCAGACAUCAAUGAAAUAUCUGAUUAUGAUUCUGACGGACAGCGCAUUGACAAUCGCUUUUACGAUUCUUCUGACUAUUCAAACAGUGAAAGUGAAGAAAAUUCCGACCAAAAGAAAUCUCGUCAGACAAGAUCAAGAAGGCUGCGCACUACUCGGAUUUAUAAAAAGACCCCUUCCGAAGAGGAAGUCACUGAGGACAGCGAAGAAGAAGAGAAGAGAAGAAGCAAGCUUAUCAAUACAGUGAUAUCGUCCAAAAAUAUCAAGCCCUCAAUCAAUCCGAAGGACGCUAAUAAACCUUUUGAAUGUGAAUUUUGCUCAAGGGCGUUCAAAAGAAAGGAGCAUUUGAGAAGGCACUCGUUGACACAUACAAACUAUAGACCUCAUGUAUGUUCUAAUUGCAGGCGUGGAUUCAGAAGAUCGGAUAAUUUGAAAAACCACGAAAAACGUUGCCUGGCGUCAGGAAAAGCCGGUGGUACUGGUUAUAAGUUACGAAAUGAUCCAAAUCGACUUGAUGCCGAGGAGAUUGAAAGAGUCAAAAGUAUUGAAAUGGCUAAGAAAGAGAAGCUCAAGAAGUUGAAAGAAAUGGGCAAGAGCAUUAAAUUAGCAGAAUUCUAUGAGUCUGAUAGGUAUCAAAGCCCAGUUAGUCAACGCAGAUCUGACUCACUGUCUUCAGUCUCCGACGAUAUGGACCACGAAUCAGAUGAUUACGCUGAGAGACAUGAUAUAGACCACGACGCCUUCGGUGGAGGCCUAUAUCAUCCCAAAUCCAAAGUUUCAAAACCUGGCCGGCGGAGUCUCCUUGAUGGCGCCUUAGAGACCCCUCCUGCGACAGCAAAUGAACCGGCACUGCAACCUGGAGAUAUAACAACCACAGAGUCUAAUCAUAGUGUAAGACAAAUGCUGAAUCUGAAAAGGUCGUAUUCGUCGAUUCAAAUCUCAAAUGCAGCUAUGUUGAACUCACUUGCAGGCAGGGACAUAACAAGCGAUGACCCAAAUGAGCAAAUGGAGCCAAAAACUGGAGACAGCGAAACAAAAUCACUAGGGGAUGAUCUAGCCGAUGAAGAUGCAAAUGAUGAUUUUAUUUACACACACUCGAAAUUCGACACUAGUGACCCAGUUAGAUUGUCGAUCAAGCAGCAAGUCAGCCAAGAGUUUGCACGCUGUGAGCUGAUGCCCAAUAAUACUUACAAAUGCUCUAAGUGCUUUCAGUUGUUUACCAAAAGAGGUAAUCUGAGAAGACAUUUAGUAAUCCAUUUCAAUCUAAGACCCUACGUUUGUGAAUGCGGUAAGUCAUUCAAAAGAUCUGACAAUUACAAGAAACAUGCUAGCCGGUGUAAAACAAUUCUUUGCAAACGUCAGAAGGUUGGAGAAUCGAAUGAAACAGUUAUGAAAUCAGAGACAAUCAGAUUUACUGAAACAAUUGAGACCACGGAAGCAAAGAGCACCCAUGAUUUGGGCUCGCUAACUUCACUAGCAAAUUCGAGCAAUGCAGACAUUGGAGAAAUAAAACCUGGAAAAGUCGAGACUGUGCAUCACAACGACAAUUCUGAAGAGAGUGAUACCGACACUCAUGUUUCUACAAAGGCCGAUGAAAGAAAGUUCGAGUGUAGUUUUUGUCAAAAGAAGUUCAAACGGAAGUAUCAUUUAAACAGGCAUUUGAUUGUCCAUCAAAAUGAUAAUAUGCGACCAUUCAGUUGCCUUAGAUGUGGCACUGCAUUUAAGAGAAAUGACCUACUGGAGAAGCAUAUUCUCUACAACAAAUGUAGACAAGCGGCUACAUAA
Ogataea parapolymorpha DL-1 is the source of this 3273-nucleotide messenger RNA. RefSeq lists its product as uncharacterized. The transcript has a single exon. Gene Ontology annotation, cellular component: chromatin. The record is from RefSeq and is a predicted model, not a curated record. Bases 1 to 3273 code for a protein of 1090 amino acids. NCBI's taxonomy places the organism in Eukaryota, Fungi, Ascomycota, Pichiomycetes, Pichiales, Pichiaceae. Gene Ontology annotation, biological process: regulation of transcription by RNA polymerase II. Gene Ontology annotation, molecular function: RNA polymerase II cis-regulatory region sequence-specific DNA binding; DNA-binding transcription factor activity, RNA polymerase II-specific.